Molecule: messenger RNA, 5206 nt
Organism: Gymnodraco acuticeps
Lineage: Eukaryota; Metazoa; Chordata; Actinopteri; Perciformes; Bathydraconidae
Gene: rbpjb
Product: recombination signal binding protein for immunoglobulin kappa J region b
Exons: 11
Coding region: 127-1605 (492 amino acids)
Biological process (GO): Notch signaling pathway; regulation of transcription by RNA polymerase II
Cellular component (GO): nucleus; MAML1-RBP-Jkappa- ICN1 complex
Molecular function (GO): DNA-binding transcription activator activity, RNA polymerase II-specific; RNA polymerase II cis-regulatory region sequence-specific DNA binding
Source: RefSeq, a predicted model, not a curated record
CUUUUCUCUCCGUCUCCCUCGUCCCUACACCUUCAGUCUGCUUCUGUUGUCUCGGCGGAUUGUUGCGGGCUGUGGGAGAGAAAAGGAUAUCGCGAGUAUUGGAGUUUUGGUGAGAGUUUGUGGAAGAUGGCGCCUGUUGUGACAGGGAAGUUCGGGGAGCGCCCUCAGCCACUGCGCCUAACAAGAGAAGCGAUGAGGAAUUACCUGAAGGAGCGAGGUGACCAAACUGUCAUGAUCCUGCACGCAAAAGUUGCACAGAAAUCCUAUGGCAAUGAGAAAAGGUUCUUCUGCCCUCCUCCCUGCGUGUACCUGAUGGGCAGCGGCUGGAAGAAAAAGAAGGAGCAGAUGGAGCGGGACGGCUGCUCCGAACAGGAGUCGCAGCCCUGCGCCUUCAUCGGCAUCGGCAACAGCGACCAAGAAAUGCAACAGCUUAACUUAGAGGGAAAGAAUUAUUGCACAGCCAAAACCUUGUACAUAUCUGACUCCGACAAGAGAAAGCACUUCAUGUUGUCUGUCAAGAUGUUCUACGGCAACAGCACUGACAUCGGCGUCUUCCUCAGCAAGAGGAUCAAAGUCAUCUCCAAGCCCUCCAAAAAGAAGCAGUCCCUAAAGAACGCUGACCGUUUCUCCACAGUGUGCAUCGCAUCAGGGACCAAGGUGGCGCUCUUCAACCGGCUCCGGUCCCAAACAGUCAGCACGCGCUACCUUCACGUGGAGGGCGGAAACUUCCAUGCCAGCUCCCAGCAAUGGGGCGCCUUUUACAUCCACCUGUUGGAUGACGAGGAGUCAGAAGGAGAAGAGUUCACUGUGAGAGACGGUUACAUCCACUACGGCCAGACAGUGAAGCUGGUGUGCUCCGUCACCGGCAUGGCCCUGCCCAGACUGAUCAUCCGUAAAGUGGACAAGCAGACGGCGCUGCUGGACGCCGACGACCCCGUCUCCCAGCUCCACAAGUGUGCCUUCUACCUGAAGGACACAGAGCGCAUGUACCUGUGCCUAUCCCAAGAAAGGAUCAUCCAGUUUCAAGCCACUCCAUGCCCAAAGGAACCAAACAAGGAGAUGAUCAAUGACGGCGCCUCCUGGACAAUCAUCAGCACAGACAAGGCUGAAUACACUUUCUACGAGGGCAUGGGCCCCGUGCACUCGCCUGUCACCCCCGUGCCUGUGGUAGAGAGCUUACAGCUAAAUGGUGGAGGAGACGUCGCCAUGCUGGAGCUGACGGGACAGAACUUCACUUCAAAUCUGCGGGUCUGGUUCGGAGAUGUCGAAGCGGAGACCAUGUACAGGUGUGCGGAGAGCAUGCUGUGCGUGGUGCCCGACAUCUCUGCCUUCCGCGAGGGCUGGCGCUGGGUGCGGCAGCCCGUGCAGGUGCCCGUCACGCUGGUCAGGAACGACGGCAUCAUCUAUUCCACCACGCUGACCUUCACCUACACGCCGGAGCCGGGGCCGCGGCCGCACUGCAGCGCCGCCGGGGCCAUCCUGCGGUCCGGGAACUCCACCCUGCUCAGCAACAGCAGCCAGGAGCCCGGCGUGUAUGGCCCCAACAGCACCUCCAACGCGGGGGUCACGUCUUCAUCAUCCACCGCCGCGGCCGUGGUCUCCUAACGCACACAGGGGGCCACUCUAUAUGCCUUGAGAGCGAAUGUACCACAAGGUAUAUAAAGACUACGGGAAAUAAUAAACAAAGACUCUAAAGUGCUGCGUAUACAUUUUGGAUACAAAGAAGCUGAAAAAUUGGUGGGAGUAAAAGGAGCGAACGCAGGGAGAAUCUGAAGGCCGAGCGACAUCACGGCGCUGUCAGCCAAUGGGAAUAAGCGCUCCGUGACACGCCCCCUCUCCUGCGGUUACUUUAGGGACCUGCCUAUCCACUUCUGGUGUUUCGGAACGAGUGAAGUUCCUUCAAGCACCGGCACCUUUCUACGGCCACAACAACAAUACAUCCAACGUGUACAAAAACAAAUCCCUCGAAAGGAAAGUAUAUUUUUGCGCCCUCCCAAAAAACCCCUCUCGCCACUUGUUUUAUAAUUAUUCCGUUUUGUUUUGUUAUUUUCGCGUUGAUUUCCUAAAGGGGGCUGGAUGUAUUGUUGUUGGAGGGAGGAUGCAGAGGGACACACAUAAAACGUGACGAUAACAUAGUUUUUAUGGACCAAGGAUCUUGUAUAAGCUUUAGUAAAGGUACAUUUUUCUCCAUACCUUUUUUGUAUUAAACAUAUAGUACACUUUUGUUACCAAAUAGUUUCUAUUCUUCCUCUGAGCUUGGGCUUUGUUUCCCCCCUUUCUGAGGUCCAAAAUCCCAACCUGUAUGUUAUUGUGACCUUACUACAAACGCCUGCUUUUUCAACCUUUUGGAUUUCCUUUGUUUGUUUUUUGAUACACUUGCUUCUUCUGUUGGGGGAAAAAUCUGAAGUCUGGGUUGUUUAUUUUACAUAAGGUUGUAUUUGUUUGUUUGUUUUUUGAAUUGGGGAAUAACCUCAGAUGGCCCAUGUUUUAUCAUUGGUUUUUAUGAAGUCUUUAAAAAGAAAAGCUUUAAGCAACGCCUCUGCCUUGCCUGCAAUACUCUAUGUGCGCUAUGUUCUCCUUCGGACAAGUAUACACAUCAGUACAUCUCACGUGGAGUCAUAGCAACAUUUGCAGAAAAACUAGACUUCCGUGGUUACGAAAAACAAGUCAUUUUUCAAACAAGCGUAGUCAUUGACUUAAAAUGAUAGCCUUAGUACUGUAUAUUCUUACUGUGUACACAGUCAAACCGCUCACAUAUCUACUAUCCUGUAUCUGUUGCGCUCACUGUUAGCUUAUCAUGAUGUGGUGAAAAAACUACACCGAGCAAGGUGUCUUCCAGUGGUGGCAUUUAACCCAAAAAAAACUUUUCAAUUUGAUGUGGCCUUACCGAUAACUUCAAUUACAACAAAAAAACGUACUUCACCUUUUUCUUAUCUGCUCACGUUGGAGGAACCUGUGCAUAGCACAAGCUAAUGCCUCGCUUCUCAUCACAGGAGCGGUUCGAGCUCCACAUUUAUCAUGCAAAGCAGCCUUCCGGAAAGAGUCUCUUCGGUGUACAAUAUGCCCGUUUUUUAUUCUCAUGCGGUGCGCGGCACCUUUCCACUUUUGGUACAAUGUCUCACGAGCGCCGUAAGCUCUUUUGUCAGCCUUCUUUUUAAAACAAAACAAAUCUCCUGUGGUUUUAUUGUCUUUGCAGAAAACAAACGUGUGUGUGUACAUCGUAGACUCCGAGUAGUUGCUCUCAUCCGUGUUCAUGGCGACCGCGUCUCCUGUAGGAGUUUAAAGGCCUUCUAAAUGUGUGUUAAUGAAGAUUUCCAAACAGAACAGCAAUAUUGUCAUUUCAUCGUCUUUUGUCCGCCUGAGCACUAGUUCACCAGCCAGCAAAUAUGUGUGUGUGUGGGUAUGUGUGUGUGAGUGUGUGAGAGACUGUCAUAUGUAGUUGCUGUAAUGGAAUAUUGAGUCAGACUCGCUCCAUUUCAAAAGUGUGUUCCAACUGCUCUCCAAAAAAAAAGCGACUGGGGUGUUUCUUCCUUCCACCAGGAUCCAAAUGUGCGAUAAGAUAAACAUUCAAAGGCAAUACUUGUGAUCUUAGUAUUACAGUACAACUGUAUACACUUCCGGGGGUAACAGAACAACAAAACUGUAACUUGAAUGUCUGCUUAAUGAAGUAUUUCUUACUAACAAACCCUUGAAAUAGGAACAAAAAAGGAUUCGCUUGCACCCCCUUUUCGAUGUAAAAAAUAUUAAGUUAUGCCCCCGUUUCGCCGCCCACCUGUCAGUCAUUAAUAUUAAAUGUUUUAUAUUGUAAUAUUUUUUAAAUUAUUGGUACAAAGUCUCCCCUUGUCUUAUGUCAAAACAGAAAAAGAAAAAGUGCAUUAUUGCCCGUGCUGCCUCAGUUGUCCUGGGAGUGUCAUUUUUUUCUUUUUAUAAAAAAAAGAGGCCACUACCUGUUCAUCCUGGAAACCGCGGAGGUGCUGCAGCGGCAGUGUAGCGCCACAUAUUUGAGCUGCAGGUCAACCUGAACCCUUUACACACAGAAUCUUAACUGUAGAUUUUUAACGUGAGUGUUUUUUAUAAUAAGUUCAGCGAGUUUUUAACCUAGCUUCUGCAUUAGCAUCACGCCCUCCUCCUUCCUUAACCCCCCCCCCCCCAGAGCUUGGAUAUUUUGUUUACAUGCGGAGUCGCCUCUUACAGUUCACCACCUCCGGCUUCUCAUCAUCUCGAGCAGCUUUGUCACAUUAGCUCAAAUAACUAAUAAAGGGGGUGAUGCAUGCUUUUAAAAACAAUGUGUCGCCUUGACAAUCUCAGCUGGUUUACAGUUAAUUUCUCUCGUAAGAGACGGAACAUACUCAAAAAGGGGUCAAAACAUGUUACAUGCCUUCUGAAAUAACUAAAAAGAGAAAGAGGAAAAAUCUCAUUCAGCGAUGCUUCUUACAAAAGAUCUUAACCGGUUUCUUUCUUUGUGUCUGAUCAUAUUUGUUCUUCCAAAAGCAGCUGUUCUUGUGUUUGUUUGUUUUUUAUAAUGAGCUCUGAACAAUGUAUGUAUCUUCUAAUAUGCCAAAUGUCUUUUAUAAUGUAGUUUUCAUGCACUGCUAAACAAAACAGGGCAGAGUGAGAGGCAGCUUUAAACAAAUACAAAAAAAAGGAGUGUUGAGCCCUUCUCUGUCGCACUCAGCCUUACUUCUCCUUAAGACUAUUGGCUGUUUGCACUACAGAGCGCGAACCCUUUCUCUCUCACACAUUUCAUUCUCACUCUUUCCCGCUCAUGUUUAUGUACGUACAUUCGGAGUUUCCCCCCUCCCUUUUUUAGUUUUUAACACGCAGCCUGUUAUGCUUAGCUUCGCUACAGUUGGAUCACCUUUCCGUUGUCAUUCUCCCCGCUCCUCUCCUUCUCCAUUCUCUUUCACUCUCACUGUAUCUGUGUAUUAUUCUAGUAAAUGGUAAGCAGAGGUGUCAUUGUGGUAGUAUACUCAGUGCUCAAAGGGUUGCUGAUGGUAGAAACCUGUGCCGUUUGUAACAUUUAGCAAUAACGUCAAAACAAAGGGGACGUUUUUUUUAAAUAACAUAUGUUAGUUUUGUUUUUGUACAUAUUGCAGCUCCAGAUCAUGCUCAAAUCUGUAUGUCAUUAAAAGAAGAAAAAAAACGAGAAAAAAAAACUUGCAAUAUUGGCAUAAAAAUGAAAAAUAAAAAAGUGAUAUAAAAUCUU